Messenger RNA from Colletotrichum paranaense, 1563 nucleotides. RefSeq lists its product as uncharacterized. The record is from RefSeq and is a predicted model, not a curated record. The transcript is spliced from 4 exons. Lineage: Eukaryota; Fungi; Ascomycota; Sordariomycetes; Glomerellales; Glomerellaceae. Gene Ontology annotation, biological process: transmembrane transport. Gene Ontology annotation, cellular component: plasma membrane. The coding region runs from base 1 to 1563 and encodes 520 amino acids. Gene Ontology annotation, molecular function: transmembrane transporter activity.
AUGCCAUCAAACCAGCUCGGCGCCGUGCAAAGCUCGCAACCUGCCGAAAAACAAGCCGUCGAGAGUUCAGAAUGGCGGUCUUCGGACGACAAAACCCCAGAGGAAGUCACCUGCUUCUUAACGGAAGAGAACGAGGAUGUGGAUGCGGAAGCAACUGCCGAUCAACGCCUCGCGCCAAAGACGUCCCAACUGGAAAAGCGUGAACCCUUCGACCCGGUCCUGUGGUCGUCUAGGAAGAAGUGGACGCAUGUCUUGGUGGUAGCAUUCAUCACCUGCGUCACACCCUUGGCUUCUGCAGUCUAUACCCCCGCGUUGGACCAGGUGAUUGGCGACUUCAAGAUCGAGGACAACCCCACGCUAGCGGACCUGACAGUCUCGGCCUACGUCCUCGGCUUCUCCGCCGGACCGCUGCUCCUCGCGCCGCUGAGCGAGACGUUUGGUAAGAAGCCCGUCUAUCAGGUCUGUAAUGUGGUCCUGCUCGCGUGCAACUUGGCCUGCAUGGUCGCGCCGUCGGCUGAGUGGCUCAUUGUCUUCCGAUUUCUGGCGGGAUGUGCCGGCGCGAGCCCGAUUACCCAGGGCACUGGGACAGCGACGGAUGUCAUGACCAAGGAGAAGCGUGCGCGCGCCAUGUCGGUUAUGGCGUUUGGGAGUGUUUGUAGUCCUGCGAUUGGGUCGGCCCUCGGGGGCGCGAUUGCCCAGGCUUGGGGAUGGAGAGGUUGCUUUGGGUUUCUUGCUGUGAUGGGCUUGAUCAGCACUCUUCUGACUUAUCAGUUCAUGUGCGAGACAUAUCUCCCGGUCCUUCGGCGAAAGUACGCUGUGUUAGGCAGUCGCGAUGACCUCGAGAUGGAACUGAGCGAUGAGAAAGCCAUUGCUCCGAAGCAAUCUCUCAGAAAGCUGCUCUUAAAGGCCGCGAUCCGACCGUUCUCUCUCAUUUUGGAGCCGAGCAUCCUGCCGGCUAUCCUGGUAACAUCGUUCUUCUACGGCCUCCAGGUGUGGUUGUACAUUGACGUUCCGAUGACAUACAAGGCAGUGUACUCCUUCAACACCGCAGAAGCAGGAUUAGCAUUCGCGGGCAUGGGGGUUGGCAUGUUCACCGGCCUUCUCAUCUUUGGAUUCCUCACCGACGUCGUCGUGAAGAGGUUAGCACGCGGCGGUGAAAGGCUGCCCGAGCACCGGCUCCCACUUCUCAACCUGGCAGCCAUCCUUGUCGUGGUCGGUCUGAUCAUCUACAACUUGGCUGCGAGGCCCGGGGUGUCCUACUUGGUGCCCCUGCUUGGAAACUACCUUAUUGGCAGUGGAUUGUUUGCCAUCACUAUGACUUCGGCUGUGUACAUCAUCGACUUGUCACCGCAGCACGCCGUUGCGUCGAGCGCGUCGCUUGCACUUUUACGAUACCCCUCUGGAGCGUUGUUUCCCCUUUUAGAACAUGCUUUUGAAUCUCUCACCAGCAACAGUAGCGCCAAGUGGCUCAUCACGGCCGCGUCUGUCUCCACCAUCCCACUUGUGGUUUGGCUCCAGUACAACUGCGAGCGAUUCCGGGUGAGACUCCGGGACUUAUUGUGA